CGCUCGGGCUGCUGGCACCGCCGGCACGGGGAAUGCUGGCACCGCCGGCACGGGGCGUGCAGGGGCCGGGAGCGGGAGGGGGAGAGGCAGCGCUGGAGGAGAACCCCUUCUACGGGAAGUACCGGCACAAGAUCCAGGAGCUGCGGAGGUCCAGUCCAGAUGUGUUUGAAUCCCGUAUGGAAAAAAGAAGUGAAAUGAAAAAGCAGCCUGUGGGACAUUCCAAACAAGGAGAGUUUAUCAGAUGCAUGGAGGAAAAGGCAGAAGGCUUGGGCAGCAAGACAUCAAAGGGAGGAUUCACAAAGGAGAAGACACUUGAUUCAAUUCUUAAUGUUGAGAUGGUGAAAGAAAAAUCAGCAGAGGAGAUAACACAGAUUUGGAAUCAGUAUUUUUCUGCAAAAGACACAGUUUAUGCUGUUAUUCCUGCAGACAAGUUUGAUUUGAUGUGGAAGAGAGCCCAGAACUGUCCAUCGUUUCUGUAUGCUUUGCCAAGAAAAGAAGGCUAUGAGUUCUUUGUGGGGCAGUGGUCUGGAACAGAAUUACAUUUCACUUCCCUGAUAAAUGUUCAGACUCAAGGUGAAACUGCUCCAAGUCAGUUGGUCUUGUACCAUUAUCCGAUGCAGAAGGAGAAAGGGAUAGUACUAAUGACAGCAGAAAUGGACUCAAAGUUCUUGGUGGUCCAUGAUGCCCAGUGCUUGGCCAACCAGGUGCAGCUGUUCUAUGCCACGGAUCGCGCCGAGACCUACGGAUUAGUGGAGACCUUCAACCACAGAUCCAGUGAAUUUAAAUACAUGUCAGUUAUAGCAGAGCUUGAGCAAAGCGGGCUUGGAAGAGAACUGAGACCUGGGCAGGCUUCUGACAAGUCAUAGAGCCUGGCCUGUGGUGAAAGGAGCCAGCAGCAGACCAGGGUGUCCUAGGAGGGGUGGUCCAGUGCCUUCUGUUUUACAAUUUGGAUUUGGCCACAGAAAGAGUCUGCAGACAUCUUGGGAGAGUGACAGUCAAGCCUGUCUGGCACUGAUGCAAGAUGAGGACUUGGGCCAUUUGAACAACAGUAACUAAUUGCUAAAAAAUGGAGCCCAGCACUUCAUCAGAAAUCAGAUGUAAUCAGUUACAUCAAAUGUAACUUCAUCAGAAAGAGCCAUUUUCCCUGUCCUGUAACUUCCUGCUGCCUGCUGGAUUGUGGCGAUCUGAAAUAAAGUGACAGAAGGGGAACUCUGUAACGGGCUGUACUGACAUCAGGAAAGAGAUGACAACCAAUGUUCUCAGUAAAUGCCUUUUAAAUACCCUCCACCAUUAUAAUUGCAUGGUUCAGUGCUUUUUAAUCUGUGUGGAAUUCAUACAGGCUUGUCCAUCAAGAAGAAAGAAUAGGAGCAAUGGUCUAAGACAGACACCUCUUUGUUUCUUUGUGAGGUUUCUUACACAGAUGUAUAUUGUGGUCUGAGUUUUUCUCAGGAUUAAAAAAACAGAGUCACUAGAUUUGUUCUGGGAAUUUUCUGCUUCUUAAUUGAUAUAUUAAUUGUAUCCUGUUGUGAUGUUUCUGUCUUUGAGAUGUUUUUGAGCAGUAUGAAUGGUUUUAUUUUUUAGUGUAUUUUUAAUAGUGUAGAGGAAUCAUUGCCUGUUUUACAGGAUUAUUUUUUCUCAGGCUGGCAUCUAGUCAGCCAACUCACAAAUGACAUUUGAAGGAACAAAAAAUAACUCUUGUUCCCACUUCAGGAAAGGCACUAUCCAUAAUAAAGGAAAGAUGGACUGGCAUAGUGACAAAGAGAGUCACCAGCCAGCUUCUUGUUUGUCAAGUGAAAGAAAUGUCUUGGUAUGAAGUCUCUGUCUAUGGCAGAGCUGCUUUAACACAGCAGUGUUGGUAAGAGCCUGGCUUUACAGACUGCAGCAGACUGGGGGUGUAAAACCUGCCCCAAGUAAAAGAAUCCCAAAACUGAU
Molecule: messenger RNA, 1932 nt
Organism: Cyanistes caeruleus (blue tit)
Lineage: Eukaryota; Metazoa; Chordata; Aves; Passeriformes; Paridae
Gene: ATPAF1
Product: ATP synthase mitochondrial F1 complex assembly factor 1
Biological process (GO): mitochondrial proton-transporting ATP synthase complex assembly
Cellular component (GO): mitochondrion
Source: RefSeq, a predicted model, not a curated record